This is a messenger RNA of Anopheles bellator, 836 nucleotides long. RefSeq lists its product as uncharacterized. Lineage: Eukaryota; Metazoa; Arthropoda; Insecta; Diptera; Culicidae. Bases 1 to 660 code for a protein of 219 amino acids. The transcript has 4 exons. The record is from RefSeq and is a predicted model, not a curated record.
AUGUCGUGUCGAUGUCGGAAAGCGCAGGUGAUGGGUGUAGUGUUGAUGGUUGUCACUGGUGGACUGGCCAGGCCGGAGCCUCCACUGAUCGGUGCUUCUGGCCCAGUCAAUGGCGCCCUCGGUUCCGGCUACAGCUACGGACCGCCGCCACCAUCUCCGUCGAUCACCGUCAAUAGCUAUGGAUCGGCCACGUCUGAGUAUGGACCCCCGACGCAGGCACCCAUCAUCCACAAGCACGUCUACGUGCAUGUGCCACCACCGGAACCGGAGUACCAGACCACUAGGAAGCCGAUCGUGGUGCCACCACCGCAAAAGCACUACAAGAUAGUGUUCAUCAAAGCCCCGUCGCCGCCCUCGUCGGCCCCGCCCGUCUUGCCUCCGGUCCAGCAGAACGAGGAGAAAACGCUCGUGUACGUGCUGGUGAAGAAACAGGAUGAACCGGAGGAGAUCAUCGUACCGACGGUCGCGCCAACGCCUCCGUCCAAGCCGGAAGUCUACUUCAUUCGCUACAAAACGCAGCGAGCAUCUACUUCCGCCGAGCAGGGGAGUAACGGCGGUGGACCAUAUCCGGAGAGUGGCGGCCCAACGCCCUCCACCGAGUACGGUGCACCGCCAUUACCGAGCCAAAGCCCCAGCAACAGCUACGGUGUACCGCUUUAGGUACAUCCUCGGCGAGUACCUUUUCCGCAAGUACUUGCAGCUCUACCAGCUCCCGGAAGAGGCUGACGCCUGAGCCAUUCAGCCUCAGGUUUUCCUGCACCCGCAAGCCCGCCCCGGCGACGGCACUCGAUCGAUGCGCGUGUUGCUUUCGGAUGGUUGGGAUGCCCUUGCGACCU